AUGAAACUCAUCAUUGUCGGGGCCAGUGGCUUUGUUGCAACGGAACUCAUCAGCCAGGCUUUGCGCCGACCCGAUGUCACAAGUCUCGUCGCCCUAUCUCACAAACCCGUUACUGCCCCUGACGGUGAAAAUGCGGCCAAGUUGAAGAGUGUAGUCAUUAGCGACUAUGGAGAGUAUCCUGAUGAUGUUAAAAAGGAGCUUGCAGGUGCUAACGCUUGCAUAUGGACUGUCGGCAUCACACCACCCAAUCUCCGCAAAUAUCCCUUCGAGGAGGUGGUCCGCAUCUGUCAGACCAGCACACUGUCCGGAAUGAAGGCGUUCCGUGAGACCAAUCCAGCGCCAGAGUUCCGCUUCUUGUACAUGGGUGACCCGUUUGAGGCGGAUUCGGAGAAGAAACCGCCAUUCAUGAUCGAGUAUUUGCAGAUGCGUGCCGAGACGGAAGAAAAGGUUCUUGCAUACGCCCGAGAAAACAAAAUCGACGCGUGCGUGGCCAAGCCUGGCUUCAUGACCGGUGGCCCGUUUAGCCCUCUCAGGACUGUUAUUGGCCUGGUCUUCCGCUUGACGCCAUUUGGUACCCUGCCAGUACAAACAGUCGCAGCUGCGAUGCUGGACCAGGUUGUAACUGGCUUUGAGAAGGAACACUUGGGGAUUGUGGAUCUGAAGAGGAUUGGGACAAAGGCGAUCGAAGAGAGUGGUAAACGAUGA
Trichoderma breve is the source of this 705-nucleotide messenger RNA. Its product is annotated as NAD(P)H-binding domain-containing protein. NCBI's taxonomy places the organism in Eukaryota, Fungi, Ascomycota, Sordariomycetes, Hypocreales, Hypocreaceae. The transcript has 3 exons. The record is from RefSeq and is a predicted model, not a curated record. The coding region runs from base 1 to 705 and encodes 234 amino acids.